Cucurbita maxima (winter squash) is the source of this 2821-nucleotide messenger RNA. Its product is annotated as protein tesmin/TSO1-like CXC 5. Gene Ontology annotation, cellular component: nucleus. The record is from RefSeq and is a predicted model, not a curated record. Gene Ontology annotation, biological process: regulation of DNA-templated transcription. The transcript has 8 exons. Bases 751 to 2526 code for a protein of 591 amino acids. NCBI's taxonomy places the organism in Eukaryota, Viridiplantae, Streptophyta, Magnoliopsida, Cucurbitales, Cucurbitaceae.
GGCUACCGCCAAAUUUAUUUCUUCCUUUUUAUUUAUUUAUUUAUUUACAUUUCCAGUAACGGAAUCUUAAUUCAAUUUUCUUUCCUUUUUGGCCAGAUCUUUCAAUCAAGUCUCUACACGUGUCCCUUGAUCUUCCCUCUGUACACGUGUGGUUCAGCUAGUGGAAGACCCAUCGCCAGUGUGUUAAUUUCGCCCACAUGGGAAAAUAUCUGGACUUUCGUGAUCCGACGGCUAUUGCGUGGAGUUUUCUUCGCUCUAUGAAUUUGCAGCGUUGGAUUAGCUGGUUUAUCAUUUGCCGUCUGAUCGAAUUAAGUGGAUGAAUCUCACCGUUGAAUAUUUGGAAAAAAAUUGAAAUUCAAAAUCUCGAGAGGGAGAGAAACGAACAACGUAAGCCUUCUUGCUCGUCUUCUUGUUCUGUCUAUCCGUACUGUAUACAAAUCAUUAUUGCAUAGCCCUAGGCGGGUCUCCUUUAGUUUACCUUCUCUUUGGCUAUCUUCGAGUAUCGAAAUUCUUGUGAUUUUAGGUAAUAGAAGCCAGCUUUGGCGUCUAAGUUUUUUCAGUUUCGAAAUUGCGCGUUUUUGUGCAUGAUCUUUACUGCCGUUGUUGGACUGGGAUUCGCGCCGGAAAUUAGGAAGGUUGGGUUGAUUUUCUCGAGUUUGAAUUGUUGGUUUUGAAUAUGCGGAUUGAGGAAGUUUUGGAAAGGAUUUGAAAAUUGGUUGUUAGAGGUUUGAUACUUGAAAUUCAAAUUUAAUGGGUGAAGUAGGGAAUCGGGAGACGGAUAAUUUACCCCCGCCAAAUGCUCAAACUAAUAGUGCGGAAGUCGUUUCAUCUGAUGUUCCUGCUAAGAAACUAGCUAGGCAGCUGAAUUUUACGGGGCUUGGUGGUGCAGUCUUGCCAGACCACCCUCAUUUUCAUUCUCAGCCUCGGUCUCAAUCAGACUCACAGGGCCUGAUGGUGGUGCAGAGUCAGUCGCAGCCAAAGUCCCCACAACAUUUGAUGGUUUCGCCCAUUGGAACACAAGCGCCUCAUCCUGUGAGAAAGCCAGAUUCUCCGAAGUCAAGAUCGAGGUCUAAUGUUGAAACAAAAGAUGCUACUCCAAAGAAACAAAAACAGUGCAACUGCAAACACUCACGCUGCUUAAAGCUGUAUUGCGAGUGCUUUGCAUCUGGAAUAUACUGUGAUGGUUGCAAUUGCACAAAUUGCUAUAACAAUGUGGAGAAUGAAGCUUUCAGGAGAGAAGCAGUUGAAACUACUUUAGAACGUAAUCCAAAUGCAUUCCGACCAAAAAUUGCUAGCAGCCCACAUGGAACACGAGAGAUCAGGGAUGAGGUUGGAGAGGUGGUAAUGCUGGGAAAGCACAACAAAGGAUGCCAUUGCAAGAAAUCAGGUUGCUUAAAGAAGUAUUGUGAGUGUUUUCAGGCCAAUAUUCUCUGCUCUGAAAACUGUAAGUGCAUGGACUGCAAGAAUUUUGAAGGCAGUGAAGAGAGACAAGCUCUUUUCCAUGGUGAUCAUGUCAGCAACAUGGCUUAUAUUCAGCAGGCAGCAAAUGCGGCAAUAACUGGAGCUAUUGGAUCGUCUGGUUAUGCUUACCUUCCCACUUCAAAGAAAAGAAAAGUCCCAGAGCUAUGCUUUGCCUCUGUAGGGAAGGAUCCCCCCCUCAACAGCAUUCCAGAAUUUCAUCAGGUGAAUAAUUUAAUGUCUUCAGGCACGUCUACAUCAUCUCCCCUCCCAGUUGCUCAUGCUGGCAGCCCUGCAGCACCGGGGACUUCAAAAUUUUCAUUCAGGUCCCUAUUAGCUGACCUCGUCCAGCCACACGACUUGAAGGAGCUUUGCUCAGUUUUAGUGGUGUUGUCAAGUGAAGUUGCCAAGAACAUAGCAGAAAAAAGAAUUGCUGAGGAGCAGAUAAAUGAUCCACUACAGAUUUCCCGUGUUUCAUCAGCUGGAGAUGGUUCACAGCAUGAGAAGGCAGAUGAGAAAGCUGUCGAUGGUGGGUGUGGAAGUUUAAACCAAAGUGAGAGGCUUGUACAUGAUAAUCAUUCAGAUAGUUCAGAUAUGACAAAAUCAAGGCCAAUGUCCCCAGGAACCUUAGCUUUAAUGUGUGACGAACGAGAUACAAUGUUCAUGGGAGCUGCUCCAGCUGAUCGUUUGGCAGGGCAUGGUUGCAACACAUCAUCGCAUGUGCCUGAUAAGUCUGUGUCAGAAGUCUACAUAGAGCAGGAACGGAUCGUGUUGACAAAGUUUCGAGAUUGUCUUAAUAAACUCAUCACUCUUGGAGAGAUUAAGGAAACAAACUUCACGUCUAGAAGCGAAGAGAAGAACGAAAAUCAAAGCAACAAUUUCACAACAAAUAGCAGAUGUGAACAGGGAACUAUCGACAAUGGGGUCAUAAAAAAUGUCGCUCUCUCGGCACCCAUAAUACCGCAAGUCGGUAACUCAGCUGGUCGCCCUAGUAAUGAUCUGCUACCCAGAAUUCUACCCCUUCCUGAAAAUGGGAAGAGUAAACCAGAAGUUGACAGAGAAGUGUAGAAAAACCCCAAGAAAGUAACUGGCCUGUUGUUCCAUCUGUGUAGUUACAGUCCAUUGUUCAUUCAGGUUUGCUUCCUGAAACUGGUCUGUUCAAGUUUGCUGUGGUGAUCUCAUUUCAAUAUGUAUUAUUCGUUUUUAUAGUUUCAUCAGAAUUUGAGGCCAAUUUUGUGUCCCAAUCGUAGAUAGAGAUCUUGUAAUUGCUAAUCAUUGUAAGAGAUAGAUACAAAGAGCAAUAAUCCAUCCCAUUUGAUGACCAAUGAAAUAAAAUAUUAACAUCAUUAUGCAUUUUUAUUCA